Molecule: messenger RNA, 1712 nt
Organism: Myripristis murdjan (pinecone soldierfish)
Lineage: Eukaryota; Metazoa; Chordata; Actinopteri; Holocentriformes; Holocentridae
Gene: fam151b
Product: family with sequence similarity 151 member B
Exons: 6
Coding region: 186-1121 (311 amino acids)
Source: RefSeq, a predicted model, not a curated record
CAAAACAAGAUUUUACAUCGAAGCUGCUAUAGAGCUCCCCUGAACUCGUUGACUUUAUUCUCACCUGGGGCUGUUGUAUUUAGGACAUGUACAGUACAUGUCAUCAUGUCAUGGGGGCUUUUGUUUUGGAGGAAACAAUAAUACCGGAAGUACUUAUUUUCCUGCUGCUAGCUUGAAGUUGGUGUAUGUUUACAUACACCGACAGACAAAAUGAAGUGACUGUGAAGACAUUACACACUAUGAGCAGGAGCCGGCUGCUCAGUCCCCGCUGUGUAAUCUUGAUAUUUAUCGGCUGCGUUUCCAUUUGCGUCGUUUGGAGGCUGAAGGGGAGGAUGCUGGACCAGACGCUGGACUAUUUCCUGAGCCGGGCUGAGAUAGGACGGAGGGACGCUGCGGAGGUCACGUGGUCCCACGCCACAAACAGCAGGAGCGUGCUGAGCGCCGCUCUGACAGGUCGCACUCACAUGAUCGAGGCUGACAUUAUCAUGAGAGGUCGUGAUCCUCGAGAGCCAAUCAUGGCACAUCCGCCUGAGAUGGACAGUGAUAUCACGCUGCGGGAGUGGCUGGAAGGAAUUGGGACACACAGCAAGGGUAUAAAACUAGACUUCAAGAGCCUUGAAGCAGUGGCUCCUUCCAUGGUUCUGCUGGAGGAGGUGUGGGGUGAGUCGGAACGUCCCGUAUGGAUCAAUGCAGAUAUCCUCCCAGGACCCGGAGGAAAGGCCAGUCCUCUGGAGCCAUCAGCUUUCUUGGCUGCUGUCAGGGCUUUUUCCAGUCAUGCUGUGCUCUCUCUUGGCUGGACCACCGGGUGGAUGCCUGAUACAGACAACCCAGGCUACAGCUGGGAUAUGGUGCGGGAGAUGGACCAGGUGUGCAGGAACCUCUCGCAUCCCGUCAGCUUCCCAGUUCGUGCUGCCCUGCUGGCCCAGUCUUUCCCCCAGUUGAAGUGGCUUCUGCAGCAGUCAGACAGGUACACUCUUACAGUUUGGACCGGCCAGAAUGACAAGUUUCCAGUAGAAGACUUACUGCCCUAUAGAGAAGCUUUUGACAAGAGCAGGAUCUACUAUGACCUCCCCGACUCUCAAAGGACACAGCUCAGCUUAACACUGGGAGACCAUAAUUGAUGAAGUAUAGUAUCAUGUAUUGAUAUCACAUAUGUUUUUCGUCACACUGUAUGAACACCUCAUCAUAUGAAAAUGGAAGAACAGAACAUUACAACAAAUCAUUAAUGCUGUGAUAUGUUGGUAUCUCUGAAUUUGUGGCGGCAGUUCAGAGUAUCCAAGAAUGCUUUACUUUUUAGAAGACAUAGAUUUAGAUAAGACAUUUUUUUCUGAAAGGAAUAGUUCUCAAUGACAAGGGGGAGAAGUUUAUUUUUAACAAGUGGUAAGUGCUAGGCUGUAACAGUUUUCUGUGAAUCUGCAGUUUAUAUGGAUCAUAACAGUGAUGUGUCUGUAUGCUCUCUAUGUACCUAAGCACAUUCCUGCUUUAAGUUAAGAGCAUUAGAUAAUAGAUGUUAUGCUUCUGUAUAUAGGGUAUGAUCAUCUUUUUAAUACUUGAGAGAAUACAUUUUUAUAGUACAUUACAUGAAGUGGGCAUUGUGAUGAAUGGCUGAUCCUGCACUGAAACAUAAAAUAUAUUCAUCGAUGAACACCAACAUAGUGCUUUCUUUUCUUUCUGUUCCUCAUCAGAAUAAAAAUAUUUUACUGGUGGACUUA